GCUAAUCUUACAUGGGAGGCUACUAAGGGAGGAGUUAGGGAAAUUGUUUUUAAUGAUGCAUCGUGCUCAGCGACCAUUUUCUUAACUGACGGAGUAGCUCUAAUUUCUGAAGAGAUUUAUCGAAAAAUAAUUAAUUAUCUAGCUAAUAUAAAGGUGAAAGAAUCUAUUACCAUUGAAGAUAUAAUCGAUAUUAAAAUAUUUU
Molecule: messenger RNA, 202 nt
Organism: Racocetra fulgida
Lineage: Eukaryota; Fungi; Glomeromycota; Glomeromycetes; Diversisporales; Gigasporaceae
Source: the annotation of a GenBank genome assembly